UUGACAGCCGGCAGAAUUUAUUUGUAAUCGCACUGACAUUAGUUUCAUAUAUAUUUUCAUAUAUAUUAUAAUAAUAAAAAAUAAUAAUUAAUUAAAAUGGUUGUGAGAAAGUACGAAGAAGAGUUAAAAUACUUAGAAAAAAUAAAUGAUCAUUGUUGGAAAAUAAAAAAAGGCUUCCAGCCGAAUAUGAAGGUCGAAGGAGUUUUCUAUGUAAAUAAUACUCUAGAAAGACUGAUGUUGGAGGAGCUACGUAAUGCCUGUCGACCCGGAGCUGUCGGUGGUUUUUUACCCGGAGUAAAACAAAUAGCAAACGUAGCAGCUUUGCCUGGAAUUGUUGGAAGAUCCGUUGGAUUACCGGACGUACAUUCAGGUUAUGGAUUUGCAAUUGGAAAUAUGGCAGCUUUUGACAUGGACGACCCAAAGUCCAUAGUAUCACCUGGAGGAGUAGGUUUCGACAUCAACUGCGGAGUCCGUUUGCUGAGAACAAAUUUAUGGGAGCGAGAUGUCGCGCCAGUUAAAGAACAAAUUGCACAGAGUAUGUUUGAUCAUAUUCCUGUCGGUGUCGGGUCUAAAGGAAUAAUUCCCAUGAAGGCACAAGAUCUAGAAGAAGCUCUGGAGAUGGGAAUGGACUGGUCACUGCGCGAAGGUUACAGUUGGGCUGAGGACAAAGAACAUUGCGAGGAAUACGGGCGUAUGUUGAAUGCCGAUCCAUCAAAAGUAUCUGACAGAGCUAAAAAACGAGGGCUACCCCAGCUGGGAACACUCGGCGCUGGUAAUCACUACGCAGAAAUCCAAGUAGUUGAUGAAAUUUACGACAAAUCAGCAGCCUGCAAAAUGGGAAUCGAAGAAAAAGGUCAAGUUUGCGUGAUGAUUCACUCAGGAAGCCGUGGAUUCGGCCACCAAGUAGCCACUGACGCCCUCGUCGCCAUGGAGAAGGCGAUGAAACGCGACAAUAUCGAAACAAAUGACCGACAACUGGCCUGCGCUCACAUUAAAUCCCAAGAAGGUCAAGAUUAUUUGAAAUCUAUGGCAGCAGCCGCAAACUUCGCUUGGGUGAACCGCAGCUCCAUGACUUUCCUCAGUCGCCAGGCCUUCGCCAAGCAGUUCCGCAUGGCUCCAGACGACCUGGACAUGCACGUAAUCUACGACGUGUCUCACAACAUCGCCAAAGUUGAAGAACAUCUCGUGGAUGGGAAACUGAAAACACUUCUGGUUCACAGGAAAGGUUCAACUCGCGCUUUUCCUCCUCAUCAUCCUCUCAUACCCGUAGACUACCAGCUCACAGGGCAGCCGGUGCUCAUCGGCGGGACCAUGGGCACCUGCAGCUACGUACUGACCGGCACCGAUCAAGGAAUGCGCGAAACCUUUGGGUCCACUUGUCACGGCGCAGGUCGAGCUCUUUCUCGUGCCAAGUCCCGGAGAAAUCUUGACUACCAAGACGUGCUAAAUAAAUUGGAGAGCAUGGGGAUUUCAAUUCGCAUCGCUUCUCCUAAGUUGGUCAUGGAAGAAGCUCCAGAGUCAUACAAAAACGUUACCGACGUCGUCAACACCUGUCACGCUGCUGGAAUAUCAAAGAAAUGCAUAAAGUUACGACCCAUCGCUGUAAUCAAGGGCUAAUUAAUAAAUAAAUUAAUUACCCAGUACAUUAUUUAUAUACUUUUGUUAAAAUUUCUACGUCAUACUUAAAUUUAAAACUGUAAAUUAUUUAACAUCAAUAAAAUAAAAUCAUUUGUUAAUAAUAA
Molecule: messenger RNA, 1742 nt
Organism: Microplitis demolitor
Lineage: Eukaryota; Metazoa; Arthropoda; Insecta; Hymenoptera; Braconidae
Gene: RtcB
Product: RNA-splicing ligase RtcB homolog
Exons: 2
Coding region: 97-1617 (506 amino acids)
Biological process (GO): tRNA splicing, via endonucleolytic cleavage and ligation
Cellular component (GO): tRNA-splicing ligase complex; nucleus
Molecular function (GO): RNA ligase (ATP) activity
Source: RefSeq, a predicted model, not a curated record